This is a messenger RNA of Drosophila serrata, 829 nucleotides long. Its product is annotated as protein CNPPD1. Gene Ontology annotation, biological process: regulation of cyclin-dependent protein serine/threonine kinase activity. NCBI's taxonomy places the organism in Eukaryota, Metazoa, Arthropoda, Insecta, Diptera, Drosophilidae. Gene Ontology annotation, molecular function: protein kinase binding; cyclin-dependent protein serine/threonine kinase regulator activity. Gene Ontology annotation, cellular component: cyclin-dependent protein kinase holoenzyme complex; nucleus. The record is from RefSeq and is a predicted model, not a curated record.
UCGUUCACCGCUAUCACAUUAGUAUAAGAGAACAAAUUUUAUAUUCCUCCAAAGGUUCUAAACUUAGGCAAUCACAUUUCGCCAAAAUGGGGCGUAGUAAGUUUGCUUCGCCUAAAAAGGUAAUGCAACACGGAGACUUUAUCAAUCGGAUUCGGAAAACUCUGUACUAUGGCGUGGAAACAGCGGACACUGACUUGAAAGUUGUUCCAUCCCCCCUCGCAGAGUACGCAUCUGAGAUAUUUUCCGAGCCCCAUCGAGGACACUCUUUGCAUCGCCUAAGUUGUGUGGCCGCUGGUAAAAUUCAGGCAACACCAUGUUCCCUAAUUAUGGCUCUCAUUUACCUGGACCGCUUGAACACGAUAGAUCCGGGCUACAGCUGUCGCAUUACUCACGAGCUGUUCGUUGUAUCGCUGAUGAUUUCAACGAAGUUUUAUGCCGGCCACGAUGAACGGUUCUUUAUUGAGGAUUGGGCUAAGGAGGGAAACAUGACAGAAGACAGACUGAAGGAAAUGGAACUAGAGUUUCUCUCUGCUGUAGACUGGAAUAUAUACAUUUCUAACGAGGACUUCUUUGCCAAAUUGAACAGUGUGGAAAAAACGCUGGCGGAGAGGGAAGGAUUACGGCGAGGCUGGCUAACGUACAGUGAGCUAAUCCAACUGCUUCCCAGCUUUGAGUGGACGAAAUUCCUGGCAAACAGCUUUUCCGUUCUGGCGCUGAGCUAUGCAGCAAGUGUGAUAACAUUAGCGAGUGCUUUUUUAUAGCCAGCCAGGUUCCAGGCACAAUGUGGCACCGCCGACCAUCUACAGCUUCACCUUCGGUAACCACUCUG